Molecule: messenger RNA, 1939 nt
Organism: Cuscuta campestris
Lineage: Eukaryota; Viridiplantae; Streptophyta; Magnoliopsida; Solanales; Convolvulaceae
Source: the annotation of a GenBank genome assembly
GUACAUCGUUAUUUAGAUCACAUGUAUGUCAUAUUAUAACUAGUUCUGAUUUAAGUUAUUCCUUUAGAAAAUGAGUCAAGCAGCUGGCAAUGACGGACAGGCGGUCCCAGAGGGGGAGCCUGAGCACGCGAGCGUGCACACUGAAGCAUCGAGCUUCACACCUCAGCAGGCCUCCGAGCAGGCGGUCCCGGGCGUGGGCCCUAUACCGGAAGCCAUCCCUAUUGUCCAGCCGCACUUCGCGGCUAACUUCAUGAACUUCCUCCAGCAGAUGGCUGGAGCUUACGUGCCACCGCCACCACCGCCGCCACCAGUGGCGGUAGUCACUCUCGAGAAACUCCGGAAGAAUGGAGCUGAGGAAUUCUUGGGCGAUCAGAUCGCCGACCCCAUGAUUGCCAAACGGUGGUUUGAGCGAACCAUCCGAGUGUUGGGGAACCUGAGGGUUCCACAGGAACAGCGUGGCGACCUCACAGUCGCAUUACUUCAGGAUUCCGCCUACGACUGGUGGAAGCGUGUGGGAGCAGGCGUCCCGGAGCCCGUGCAGUGGGCCACAUUUGACCGACUCUUCCACGAAGAGUACAUCCCUGAGCACUUCGUCGAGGCGAAGCGGGAGGAGUUUUUGAAGUUCACCCAGGGUGAACUCACACUGCCUGAGUAUCGUCAGACGUUUGAAGAGCUCGCGGGGUUUGGGCUAGACCUCGUACCGACCGUGGAGAAGCGAUGCAAACGCUUCGUGGAGGGUUUACGUCCCGACCUUUCGACCCAUCUGAUCAUUGCUCCCCGGAGUGACAUCAAUGCAUUGUACAAGAAUGCGUUGGAUUUGAACGCGAACCUCAUCAAGAAGGCUGAGUAUGAGCAGACACUAGGAGUGUCAUCGGCACCAUCUCGUCCUCCUCCACCCCAGAAGGCGGGGACCAGCAGCAAGAGGUCCUUUACAGCGCCAAGCAACUCUCACCAGAGUAAGAAGGUGAAGCACCCAGGAGAGUGUUGGUACACUCUUGGCCUGUGCCUUGGGUGUGGCCAGGCCGGGCAUUUCCGAAAAGAUUAUCCGAAGAAUCCGGGUGAGGCAUUCUCGACCGCACCGGCCGCUCCAGCCCCAGCAGCGCAGCCCGCCCAGAGUCAGAAGUCGGCGGCAGCAUCUAGCCAGCCCAAACGGCAGGCAUCUGGCGCUCAGGCGGGGAAGGCCCGUACUUACGCAAUGCGAGGGCGUACCGAGCAGCCCGCCCAUGACGUCAUCAUGGGUAUGUUCACCUUAUUCGAUACAUCUAUUACAGCUUUGAUUGAUCCGGGUUCCACUCUAUCAUAUGUUUGUAUGCCUAUGCCUGUUAUGCCUAACAUUCCGAGGGAAAAUUUAGACAAUCCGGUAUUAGUAUCCAACCCAUUGGGACACAGUCUACGACUCACCCAUGUGUAUCACGAUUGCCCAUUAGUGGUCCAGGGAAAGAUUUUCCCUGCGAGUCUCAUUGAGCUUCCACAUCGUGAGUUUGACGUUAUUCUGGGCAUGGAUUGGCUCACCGCCAACCAAGCCGUUGUUGACUGUGGAGUUCAUACUGUUCGACUGAGAGCCGAAGACGGUAGUGACGUACUGAUCCAUGGUGAGCUUCUUCCGAAAGCUCCAGAAUUCAUUUCCUACAUUCAUGCUCGUCGACUCAUUCGCAAGAAGUGUGAAGCAUUCUUGUGCACAGUGCGUGACACUUGUCAGGAGGCGCCUGCUGAUACGGUCACACUUGAUGAGAAUCUUACGUAUGAGGAGGAGCCGGUUGAGAUUCUGGCUCGUGAGGUCCGUCAGUUGAGGAACAAAACCAUUCCGCUGGUCAAGGUUCUGUGGAGAAGUCAUACCGUCGAGGAGGCGACAUGGGAAACCGAGGAAUCCAUGCGCACUCGUUAUCCACAUCUUUUCAGUGAUCACUGAUCAGAUGAAAACUAAACAGUUAGUAACGUG